AUGUUUUACAAAUUAACGCGCAGACGCUGUACGAGAAGAGAUACAUUCCAUCUUCAUUAUUUGUCACUUGUGCAACUGUUAAUGCUGGGAUUCCGUCCAGCGAACGAUCUUCCCUUCGAUAGCGGAAAUCGGGUUCCCCGUUGUGGUGGCUCCUCCAUCUACGAAGAAAGCGCCAAAGUUGAAGAGCGUUGCGAUGAUCGUUGUUUUCUUGGGUCGCGUCGUGGGUUUCCUUAUCCUUUCCCGUGGUAG
Molecule: messenger RNA, 249 nt
Organism: Laccaria bicolor S238N-H82
Lineage: Eukaryota; Fungi; Basidiomycota; Agaricomycetes; Agaricales; Hydnangiaceae
Exons: 1
Coding region: 1-249 (82 amino acids)
Source: RefSeq, a predicted model, not a curated record